Messenger RNA from Lycium ferocissimum, 2201 nucleotides. RefSeq names its product APO protein 4, mitochondrial. Gene Ontology annotation, molecular function: RNA binding. The record is from RefSeq and is a predicted model, not a curated record. Bases 519 to 1328 code for a protein of 269 amino acids. Lineage: Eukaryota; Viridiplantae; Streptophyta; Magnoliopsida; Solanales; Solanaceae. The transcript has 2 exons.
UUUGCUUUGUUUGCUUAAUUUAAGCUUAUGUCUGGUGUUAAAGUUGUCAUCUUUAUUGGAUCCUGUUGGUCAUUUUAGAUUUUGGUUUUUGAUGCGUUACUGUGCAAGCUUACAGGGGUUUUGGAGAUGCCUUGGGUGGGUACUCACAUGGGCACACUAAUUUAACUCUCUUCCUUUUUUUUUUUUUUUUUUUUUUUUUUUUUUUUUUGUGAUAAGAAUAAUUGAACUGUCUGCUUAUGAAUGAUAUAGCCCGAGUAUGUUGUGAUGCAUUAAAGAUUAUGAAGCUUUAUGAGUGUGGAAAUUGAGCCAAGUAGUUUAAGAAAGCAACAAUUAUAGUCAGUUUGACCAAGUGGUUUAAGAAAGAAAUAAUUACUCAUGAUAGGUUUCUAGGAAGUUUAUGUCGCUGGGGAAAGCAAAAUAGUGAAAGAAAUGUGGGAACUUUUUCCAUAGGAGGACAAGAUUUUGCAAUUGUCUCGUAAAUUCGACAUUUCCUAUUUAAUUUAAGAAAGAAAUAAUCUAUGGUUCCUGUUGCCGAAGAACUCCUUAAGGCCCGAACAAUACUUUACCAUGGCGUUUCCGCUUUAAUUCAACGUUUCCCCGCUUGGGCAUGCAAAUACUGUCCAGAAGUAUAUAUUGGUGAGAAUGGUCAUCUAAUACGAACUUGUCAUGGUUACCGUCGGCGUGCCAAGAAUCAGGCUCAUGAGUGGAUUAGAGGAAGCCUGAAUGAUAUUCUAGUCCCAGUAGAGGCAUUUCAUUUGCGAACUAUGUUUCAGAAUGUUAUCAAUCACCAAGAAAGAUUUGAUUAUGAUCGCAUUCCAGCAGUUGUUGAGCUGUGCUUGCAGGCAGGAGCUGUUCCAAGUGAAGAAAUUGUAUGUGGAAGUAGUUUACCCUCAAGUGUUGCUUUUCAAACUGAUUCUUUAUCUGAAGAUGAUUUGAUGUUGUUGGGAAGAGAAACCUUGAAGGCAUGGGAAGCACUUAGAUCUGGAGUGCAGAGGCUAUUAUUGGUUUAUCCAGCAAAAGUCUGUGAACAUUGCUCUGAAGUUCAUAUCGGACCUUCUGGGCAUAAGGCUCGUCUUUGUGGCGUAUUUAAGUUUGAAAGUUGGCGAGGAAGUCACUUUUGGAAGAAAGCAGAAGUGGAUCAUUUGGUUCCUCCAAAAAUAGUAUGGUACCGCCGACCCCAGGACCCUCCAUUACUCCUGGAUGACGGGCGGAACUAUUAUGGGCAUGCUCCCGCUGUUGUUGAUCUGUGUACUAAGGCUGGAGUUGUUGCUCCUUCCAAAUACUUUUGCAUGAUGAAACUUGAAGGUCUAUCGGCUCCGUCUCUGUGAAAGGAUGAUGGGAUCUUCUCCUGCUUUUAUUGGUGAAUUUCACCCAACGACCAGAAUGUGUCUAAAUUGGGUGAUUCUUCUGAAGUCGGACUACUUUUGUUCUUCAGUAACCCUAAAACUUUAAUGGAUAUAUACUGAAGAUUGUUCUAGCACCAGAUUAUUUCAUGAAGACAGGAAUAUCUUAUAAAUAUUCACGGGAGGUUUAUUCUAUUAUACUUGAGCAAUUCUCAUCGGCGGAGCAUUAUACUUUGGUUGACUAGCCACUUAAAUCCGUCACUGGGUUCUUCAAUAUUCAAAUAGGGAAAACCAAAAUGUAAUACAAUGUGCAGAUGGAAGAGAAAAAGCAGAAGAAAGUGUGAUGUUUUCAGGAUUUGAAUUUUUAUUCCUCAUGGUCGCGUCACCUUUGCUCAGACAAUCGUUCUCAUAGCGUAGAUUCUGCAUCUUCGGCACUUCUAGUAAUUAAAUAUAAUCUUUUUAAGAGCGAAAGCAGUUUCUAGCUGAUUAUCUCACAGCAACUGUUCUUCAAGAUAACUAUUCUGUCUGCUUUUAGUCUAUGGUGUUCUCAGCUAUUACUCUUCUGCCUGCUUUAGUGGAAUGAAGUGGUAAUCUAAAAGUUGCUGGUGCAUAUGUAUCGUGAUAUUUAUAGCAGGUGGAUUUGCAGUGAAAUGGAAGUGGAUUUCCAUCUCCGUUUAAGUAUCAUUAGAGGUUUAAGUCAUCAAAGAAGUGUCCAACAAGUUGCGGUUCAUAGACUUCAUUACUGUAAAGUUUCUAUUCAUUUUGUAAUAGAUAUUGUCAACCCAUUGUUGUGGCAUUUGAACUAAUGUUUUGAUACAUAUGGUAACUUUUGUGGCUAUAAUGCAAUAUAGAUUGAUA